AAGAGUGCCAUCCAUCAUCUGACCAGGGGAUUAGAUUGUAACUUGACAGAUCAGGCACAGACUCCCCAAGGAGUUAAAAUUGAUCGCCUAUCAGCAGCUCAAAUCGGCAUAAAGCCAAUUUUGGUGACCCGUAUUUAAAAUAGCGAUGCUAAAUACAUAAAUACAAGCCAAGCCCAUUUAGUCCGUGCUAGAUUGUUUGCUGUAAUACGAUCUUCCCGGGUUUGAAAAUCCUCUCCGAAACUCUUUAGUGGGCAGAAGUUCCGGUUUGGAACGGCUCUUACAUUAGUGACGCUUGAAUUUGUGUGCACAGGCUCACAGGACUGCACAGAAAAUCGCUUUAAUCACUACAAUUCCCCAAACCUUUCCUCGUUUUUUCCCGAUGUCAGUGUGAAUUUACAACUAUUUUAAACACCAUCUAAUGUGUUUCUGAGUGGGUUCACGGCGCUACCCAGCAACGCCUGUCACAAGGGGAAUCUUAUGUUGUGCUUGCCUCAGAAACCAAGGUGUGGAAUUCAUUCAAGAGGGAGGAGCGCCCUGUGUUUACUUCGAGCUUGGGAGACGUAACAGUACUCACGGUGCAGACUUAAAGAGAAAAUAUAUUUAUUGAUAUGAAUGCUUCGUCACACAGUCUGGUCAUAUAGACACAGGAAUCCGACAGUGGUUCAGAACUGAUUUGGCGAAACUCCGAAUUUUAAUUAGAGCCUGUUCGCCAAUUUACAGCUCUGUGCUGAUGAAUCGAGAGUCCUUCUGAUACGUGAGCUAGCGUUUAAACCUUUCUCCUUUUCUCUCUCGCUCCAUCUUCUGCUGGGUGUGCAGACAUCUCGUCAGUGUGCUACAUUCCCCACAUAGUACUUUAGCCAUGGAGUCCCCACCUCCAGAUCUGCCGGCUUCCUCCACAAACCAGGCGACCACUGAACAUCAGAGCGUCCAGCAUCCCUCGAUUUCUGGUCAGCAGAAAGAACGGUUCAAGAUGGACAAAGACAACGAAAUGCGAAUCAGUGAAAGUGCGCAGUUCGGUGAUAUGGUGGAGAACAGAGGUUUAUUGGAAAGCAGUCAAAAGCUGAAACCCCACGAAGCCCAGAUCUACCGCAAGAAGGCGUUGUGGGUAUCCUGGAUAUCCAUUAUCAUCACUUUGUCCCUGGCUGUGGUAGCCUUCACUGUUUCCAUCAUGCGACACAGUGCAUCUUCCUUUGGAUUUGCUUUUGAUGCCACGUUGGAUGUAUUAUCUUCUGCAAUAGUGCUGUGGCGUUACAGCAAUGCAGCCGCUGUGCACUCUGCCCAUCGAGAGAAUAUAGCUUGUGCCAUCUUGGGUGUUAUAUUUCUUGUGUCAACCUUCUGCAUUUAUGGUAAAGCCAUUCAUGACCUUGCUACGAAGCUACUUCCUGAAGUGGAUGAUUUCCUUUUUAGUGUUUCCAUCAUUAGUGGAAUACUCUGCACUAUUUUGGCUGUGGUCAAGUUUAUGCUUGGUAGAAUCCUCACAAGCAAAGCCCUGAUCACUGAUGAGGCAAGUUUUACAGAGCGUCUUAAAGAAGGAGCAAGCAGUGGAGACGUGGAGAGGCUUAGGGAGAGAAUUCUAGAGCUUAGAAUCUGGAUAGCUAAAGGCUUGGCUACCGAUGGUGGGACAAAGGAUGAAGGUUUUAACUCCUUAGUUGGAGGCAUCAUGGCAUUUUCUAUACUGAUCAGUGCAGAAGUCUACAAUCAUAACCCUGGUGUCUGGUAUUUGGAUGGCACUAUAGGGAUUCUCAUUGGAAUGAUCAUUCUUGCAUAUGGAAUAAAGCUUUUGAUUGACACAGUGCCACGAAUAAAACAAACUCAUAAUUAUGAGAGCUUCGAAUGAUAGACCUGAUGAAAAUAUGCAGUGAUGGCUCAGUUCUACAGGAAUGAAGAUUGCAAGACCUGGAAAGAAUCACUAACCAAGACUACAAUAUGACUGGAAAAAAUACUGCUGUUGCUCUAUAUCCCAAUUUUUGACCCAACAAAUCAUGUCCCUAAUGACUAAACACAAAUGAUGCUGAAUAUGGUGGACUCCAUAAUUUAUGAGACUGAAGAUGAUGGAGCUCUUUGCUAUUUGUUAUAUAUUCAGCGGCAAAGAGGUAAUGUGAGCAUAUUUUAGAUCUUAAAAGGGUAGGUUUCAACCAGCAGAUGGCUCACCAGAAAAACGUGCCAACCAGUGGCCCGAUUCUGCCAGUUGAGGCCUGGUCAUUUUUGAGGGCUAAAUCUCACUAACCAAAACAGGUAGCUUGUUGGCUCUGGAUCAGACUGGAGGGGUUGAGCCCAGGCCCUUGUGAAGCCCAAAGAAGUACUCCUCCUUAUGGCCCAAAAUGUUAAACUUAACUUUUAGUUGCUUCUUUUAUUGUACUGCCCACUAAAACUGUCAGUGUGUACAUUUUGUAUGUUCCACCCAGUUGUCAGUCAAUUACAUUUGGCAUCCUAUAUUCAUCAAUUUGCACAUUAAUAGGGUUACUGCUUGAAAUGACCAGUGUUUCAACUGCCUAGAAGCCUCCUUUAGGGAUGGCAGCAGCCAAUGCUAGUGUGAAUGGGGUAGUAAGCCAUUUUCAAGCUGCUGCUUCCCCAUUUACACUGGUGGCUCACAGUUAAAAUCUACCCCAUAAAGUUUACUAUGUAUCCUAGGCAAUCAAAUGAAAAAGGGAUCAAAAUUCAACAUGGAGUUGUUAGAAUUUCACAUCACCGAUUUCAUACAUCAUGGGCAAGAUUUUCCACUAUUGGGAGUGGCGAUGCACUGAAUGUAUGCUGCUGCCACACUUCGGGACCCUGAGAAAGUUCUGACAUGUGCAUAUGCACUGCAAAAACCCAGCCAGUUUAAACUUCUGAUGGGCAGAUUUGUGCUGCCCGUGAUCCUCCAUGAACAUUUCUUACUGUCGGAGACUAGGUCUAGAUAUGGGCUUCUUACCCAGAUACUUAUCCUAGAAUUGUUACAUAUUUAAUCUCUGGUGUAACUCAGUGAUUAACAGCACAACCCAGCCCACACCACAAACAACCCCCAAGCACACCCCCAACCUGACUAAACACCCUCUGAUCCAACUACAUAUCCCCACCUAACUACCCACCCCUUAUACCUGACUACCCACACCCCCGCUGACCCACUACAUGACCCCCUGACCUGACUACCCACCGCCACCCCCAGACACCCACCAAACUGUCUACCCACCUCCCCGAACCCCUCUCCCACACUGCCAGUCACCCCGGACCUAACAAGCCCUCCAACUGUCUGCACCCCCCAAUCCAAAUACCCACUCCCAUCCGCCACUCACUAACCCCGCUGAAAGACCAGAGAUCUUUAAAAACUUCCCUGAAUUCAGCUGCGAAUGUCUUUAAAAAGGUGGAUUGUUCUCUCUGCUGCUUCUCUUCACCUGUAUCUCCCAUGGAUGGCUGCAGCCAGGAUCAGGAGACCAGGGCAGAAGGGUGCAGAAAGCACAGAAUGAUCUCCGCAGUCAGCAGCAAUGCAUGCAACAUCGCCGCUGAUCGGAAGAUCUGGCCUCAUAUUUUAAGCAAUUUUCUUUAAUGCAUUAGUAGGCAUGAUUAAAGUAAUUCUAUUAUGUA
Messenger RNA from Carcharodon carcharias (great white shark), 3561 nucleotides. Its product is annotated as transmembrane protein 163-like. NCBI's taxonomy places the organism in Eukaryota, Metazoa, Chordata, Chondrichthyes, Lamniformes, Lamnidae. Bases 860 to 1837 code for a protein of 325 amino acids. Gene Ontology annotation, molecular function: zinc ion binding. Gene Ontology annotation, cellular component: synaptic vesicle membrane. The record is from RefSeq and is a predicted model, not a curated record. The transcript is spliced from 10 exons.